Venturia canescens is the source of this 1331-nucleotide messenger RNA. RefSeq lists its product as uncharacterized. The transcript is spliced from 7 exons. The record is from RefSeq and is a predicted model, not a curated record. The coding region runs from base 1 to 1305 and encodes 434 amino acids. Gene Ontology annotation, biological process: spermatogenesis. Lineage: Eukaryota; Metazoa; Arthropoda; Insecta; Hymenoptera; Ichneumonidae. Gene Ontology annotation, molecular function: myosin light chain binding.
AUGUUUACGUACAAUUGCAACAGAUACGGAUGGUUCACAAAACCACUCAUCCCAAGAUCGACGGAUCCAAGACUUUAUUUUCCGUUGAAACAUUGCUCAAAAAAUUCAGCAUUUUCGGUUCUUUUCAAGGUCACGUGCCCAGGUGUCUGGUUAUGCCCCAAUGGGAAAGUCGGAUUGCGUAUUAACACGCUCAACUCGAAAAUCGAAUCCCGUCAAUUGAACCCAGCAUUUCCUCUGCUGUACCACGAUAAAUUUAGGUUUAAAAAAUUGUUCACCGGGGUGGGUACUCUGGCUGAAUUGCAAAGCAGCUUGGAGGACGAAUAUCUCUACACAGAGCUCGUUCAAUGGUCAUCAUCAAAAGGGAACUCAGUCGUUCUCGCCACUUUUGAAACUAAUCUCGCAGAUUUGCUUUAUCCGCCGUCAUGCUCCAAAGGACUGCUCACCGGUAGCGAGGUCGACUUGCUCAUGGAACCAACCAAGUAUUUUCCGGGAAUUCUUGCUCCAAAGAUUGAAGUUUCGACGCGAACGACCAUUGAAGAGGUAAUAGGAGUGUUCGAGAAAACGAAUUCCAGGGCUCAAGUAAUAAACCCAAAAAUGAUAAACUCAAAGAAUGGAACCUGUGUCCACAGGAAAAGACCAUCCAAGGGUAUAAUAAGACAACGUAAAGUUUGUCAUACCCAAGGAAAAGUACACGAAAACCGAGCGUUGCGACAAAUGUACGUGAACCCAGAAGGGGCGAGUUCGACACCUUCGAGCGCGUCGAACAACUUGUCUCCGUUGCAUAUCGCUCGCUAUUGUCACAAAUCAAAAGGCACUUGUAAUUCUACAAGCCGUGGAGUGUCACCAUUUCGUAAAAAAUCACACAUCCUCGAUAAUUGUGCAGUUUGCUCCAAGUACAAGUGUUAUUUUUCGCACCACGAUCAUUGUGAAGGAGCUAAAUCGACGAAUAACGUGGGCGAGAAUAGCAUGGAAAAUUUCCACAACAUGUAUGACUCGUCCAAAUGUUUGCGACACUCUUGCAUCGAACAAGAACGUGGACACGAAGAAAUAAGACCGAGGAGUGCACCUCACGAUGCUCCAGCGUAUAUCACUCCAUCGUCGUCGAUAUUGAGACCAAAGUCGAGAGAAUUUCAAGGACAAGGUAUCAAAUCGAAUUACGUAGGUGGAGACUGUACCCGGUUCGUGGACUAUUUCGACUGUGAGAAGGAACAGGGAAGGCAAGGUUUCUACAAAAAUUUGGAAAAAUUUUAUAAACGAAUGUACAAGCAAGCGAAAAUUCGUGCUCAAGAAGUCAACUGUUCGUAAUGAAAUAUAAAAAAAUUAUAUUUCAA